Messenger RNA from Mandrillus leucophaeus (drill), 1575 nucleotides. It is a transcript of the gene IFNLR1, whose product is annotated as interferon, lambda receptor 1. NCBI's taxonomy places the organism in Eukaryota, Metazoa, Chordata, Mammalia, Primates, Cercopithecidae. Gene Ontology annotation, molecular function: protein binding. The transcript is spliced from 7 exons. The record is from RefSeq and is a predicted model, not a curated record. Bases 1 to 1575 code for a protein of 524 amino acids.
AUGCCCCAGCCCACAGUGCCCACAGCAGCGUUCUCUGUGGCUGAUGAGGAACAGUGGAGGCCCCGUCUGGCCCCUCCUCAGAAUGUGACGCUGCUCUCCCGGAACUUCAGCGUGUACCUGACGUGGCUCCCAGGGCUUGGCAACCCCCAGGAUGUGACCUAUUUUGUGGCCUAUCAGAGCUCUCCCACCCCCAGACGGUGGCGCAAAGUGGAAGAGUGUGCAGGAACCAAGGAGCUGCUGUGUUCUAUGAUGUGCCUGAAGAAACAGGACCUGUACAACAAGUUCAAGGGGCGCGUGCAGACGGUUUCUCCCAGCUCCAAGUCCCCCUGGGUGGAGUCCGAAUAUGUAGAUUACCUUUUUGAAGUGGAGCCGGCCCCACCUGUCCUGGUGCUCACCCAGACGGAGGAGAUCCUAAGUGCCAAUGCCACAUACCAGCUGCCCCCCUGCAUGCCUCCACUGGAUCUGAAGUAUGAGGUGGCAUUCUGGAAGGACGGGGCCGGAAACAAGACCCUAUUUCCUGUCACUCCCCAUGGCCAGCCAGUCCGGAUCACCCUCCAGCCAGCUGCCAGCGAACGCCACUGCCUCAGUGCCAGAACUAUCUACACCUUCAGUGUCCCGAAAUACAGCGAGUUCUCUAAGCCCACGUGCUUCUUGCUGGAGGUUCCAGAAGCCAGCUGGGCUUUCCUGGUGCUGCCAUCACUUCUGAUACUGCUGUUAGUAAUUGCCGCAGGGGGUGUGAUCUGGAAGAGCCUCAUGGGGAACCCCUGGUUUCAGCGGGCAAAGAUGCCACGGGCCCUGGACUUUUCUGGACACGCAUACCCUGUGGCAACCUUUCAGCCCAGCAGACCAGAGUCCCUGAACGACUUACUCCUCUGUCCCCAAAAGGAACUGACCAGAGGGGUCAGGCCGACGCCUAGAGUCAGGGCCCCAGCCACCCAACAGGCAGGGUGGAGGAAGGACCUUGCAGAGGACAAGGACGAGGAGGAGGAGGAGGAGGAGGACACAGAAGAUGGCGUCAGCUUCCAGCCCUACAUUGAGCCACCUUCUUUCCUGGGGCAAGAGCACCAGGUUCCAGGGCACUCGGAGGUUGGUGGGGAGGACUCAGGGAGGCCCAAGGCUCCUCUGCUCCCGAGCGAAGGCUCCUCUGCUUGGGAUUCUUCAGACAGAAGCUGGGCCAGCACUGUGGACUCCUCCUGGGACAGGGCUAGAUCCUCUGGCUAUUUGGCUGAGAAGGGGCCAGGCCAAGGGCCGGGUGGGGACGGGCACCAAGAACCUCUCCCACCACCUGAAUUCUCCACGGACUCGGGUUUCCUGGAAGAGCUCCCAAAAGAUGACCUCUCCUCCUGGGCCACCUGGGGCACCUCACCACCAGAGUCAAAUCUGGUCCCUGGGGGGCCCCCAGUUUCUCUUCGGACACUGACCUUCAGCUGGGAAAGCAGCCUCGAGGAGGAAGAGGAGGAAGAGGAGGCGAGGGAAUCAGAAACUGAGGACAGCGAUGCGGGCAGCUGGGGGGCUGAGAGCACCCAGAGGACCGAGGAGAGGGGCCGGACACGGGGGUAUUACAUGGCCAGGUGA